AACAUACUAAUUGUUUACCUUGUUUUUAAAAAUCGUAUAUUUUACAUGCUAAUUAGACUGUGUUGCGGAAAGCAUAUAUUAAGAAUAUUUCUUAAUAUACACAUAACAUUUUUUUAUUAUAAUUAUUGUUAUUUAUUGGGUUAAACUGGUCAGUGAAAAUGGUAUCAAUUGGUCGUGGUCGUGGAUGGGCUCAAAAUGAUAAAAACUCAUUACCUCAGCCAAGAAGAUUAUUGUGUACUGAUGAUGUUAAUUAUAUUGAUUUUUUUAAUUUAAUCAACUUCGUUCAUAAUAAAAAUAUAGAACAAUUAAUUGAAGAGAUAGCAAAAUUUAUCGAUGAGAAAACGAAUGAGGAAAACUUAAAAGAUAUAAUUGAUAAACUUCACAAACAUGCUUUAAAUCAUAGAGAUUUUGGGAAUAAAUUAGCAAUGAUAUAUAAUUAUCGUGCAGUUAAAAAUAUAUAUGAUUCUAACAAUCAAUUUUUGUAUAAGUACUUAAUAAAUCAAUGUCAAAUGGAUUAUGAAAGAAGAAAAGAAUUGAGGGAAGAAAACAUAGUCCACUUUCAUAAUGCUAUUUAUUUAUUUUCUAAGUAUAUGUCAGGACAUAAGUACAGCAAACUCCAAUUUGCAUUGUUAGAUUAUAUGGAAAUGUUAUUAGAAACAUAUUCUUCAGAGGACAUUGAACUUUUUAUGGAACAAUUCAUUGAACAUGGGAAGCAGUUACAAUUUAUAUUUCCAGAAAAAGUAAAUGAGUUAAUGAUUACUGCAAGACAAAUUUUAAUCAAAGAGAAUAUUUCUGUCACAUCUCGACAAAUGUUAUUGUAUGCAAUAGAUUUAGAGAGCAGAAAAUUUAAACGAUUGCCUGGCAGUUUGCAUAACUUUUAUAAAUCACAAUUGGAUAAAAUUGUCAUAUAAGAAUAUAAAUAUGUUAAUUUUCUAUUGCAAGUAAAAGAUGAUAAUUGCAAAUGAAAAUUUAAUCCAA
Messenger RNA from Eufriesea mexicana, 978 nucleotides. RefSeq lists its product as uncharacterized. The transcript is spliced from 5 exons. Gene Ontology annotation, cellular component: cytosol. Gene Ontology annotation, biological process: regulation of translational initiation. Gene Ontology annotation, molecular function: translation activator activity. Bases 159 to 911 code for a protein of 250 amino acids. NCBI's taxonomy places the organism in Eukaryota, Metazoa, Arthropoda, Insecta, Hymenoptera, Apidae. The record is from RefSeq and is a predicted model, not a curated record.